Laccaria bicolor S238N-H82 is the source of this 467-nucleotide messenger RNA. RefSeq lists its product as uncharacterized. The coding region runs from base 1 to 273 and encodes 90 amino acids. The record is from RefSeq and is a predicted model, not a curated record. Lineage: Eukaryota; Fungi; Basidiomycota; Agaricomycetes; Agaricales; Hydnangiaceae. The transcript has a single exon.
AUGGCACCCACGGGAAAGUCAGCCACCGUGGAGGGUUAUAAAGCCGAAAGAAGUGGAUCAGUUGCAGGCCAAUCGACUCCAUCAUCAUCCCCACCAUUGAUGCUCCCUUCGACUUCCCCGCCCUCACGUACACAUUCCCGACAACCAUCUGGAGGGACUGGGCCAUCGCGAGCUCUUCUUCCCGCCGUGCACAUGCACCUUCCGUCUCAGCUCCACCGCCAGACCCAUCCUCGUUCUCACCAACACAACCAGGACCAGAUACCCAUGGCAUGACGCCCUCCAUCAUCUCCCACUCACCUUCAGCGACAACAACAAAAUCACGACCUAUAGAAAAAAAAGUGUCAGCCUCUGCACAGGACCUUUGUCUCGGCUUGACGAUGACACCUACACCACUAGUAACGCCCACAAUGCGGCCAGCUACGCGUUCUAGGGCACAAAAUAUCUUGCCAGAGCACAAACCUUCGCAU